Messenger RNA from Piliocolobus tephrosceles (Ugandan red Colobus), 537 nucleotides. Its product is annotated as paraneoplastic antigen-like protein 8B. Lineage: Eukaryota; Metazoa; Chordata; Mammalia; Primates; Cercopithecidae. Bases 1 to 537 code for a protein of 178 amino acids. The transcript has 2 exons. The record is from RefSeq and is a predicted model, not a curated record.
AUGGCCAUGAGUAUUUUGCAGGACUGGCGCCGGAGCCUGGACGUGGACGCACACAGGGCCCUGCUGGUCACCGGCAUCCCAGAGGGCCUAGAGCAGGCGGAUGUUGAAGCCGUCCUGCAGUCGACCCUCCUGCCCCUGGGCACGUUCAGGUUGCAACACAUGAAGGGCUUGAUGAAUGAGAAGGCCCAGGCCGCCCUGGUGGAGUUUGUGGAGGACGUCAAUCACGCUGUCAUCCCCACAGAGAUCCCGGGCAAGGAUGGGAUCUGGAGGGUUCUGUGGAAGGAACGUGCUCAGGACAUGACGGUCCUGAGGCCGAUGAGAUGCCUGCUGCUGGAUGACGGGCCCACCCAGGCCAUGGUUGCUGGGACCCCUGGGGAGGCGCCCACCCCUCCCACUUCGGAGACCCCAGCCCAGGGGUUGGGACAGUCAUCAGGAAGGCCAGUCCCCUUCCUGGGGCUACAAGCAAUAAAGGAAUCCAAGGAAGUGCCCCAGGAAAGCCUGGACGUCAAGGUCAAGGAGGCAGAUGAGGGGGCCUGA